ACAACAACCAACUCCAAGGCUGCAAGCUCGAGCUCACUUCAUCAGACUGUACAAUUCUAGAUCGCUUCAACUCCUUCGUGCCGAAAGUAAUGGAGACGAUUUGGAUGGAGCAGCCCUGUGGCAGGGCGGCAUCGGCGGUGGAGCUCCGGAGAGGGCCGUGGACGGUGGAGGAGGACGCGCUCCUUGCCGGCUACGUCGGCGCGCACGGCGAGGGCCGGUGGAACGAGCUGGCCGUCGCGGCGGGGCUGAGGCGCACGGGCAAGAGCUGCCGGCUCCGGUGGCUCAACUACCUCCGCCCCGACGUCCGGCGCGGCGACUUCACGCCGCGGGAGCAGCUGCUCAUCCUGGAGCUCCAUUUCCGGUGGGGCAACCGCUGGUCCAAGAUCGCGGGGGAGAUGCCGGGGAGGACGGACAACGAGAUCAAGAACUACUGGCGAACCAGGGUGCAGAAGCACGCCAAGCAGCUCAACUGCGACGUCGACAGCAAGCAGUUCCACGACGUCAUGAGGCACGUCUGGAUGCCGCGCCUCCUCGAGAGGAUCCAGGCAACCUCCACGCCCACGCCCAGCCUGGAACACGGGGAGCCCUUGCCCAUGUACCGGCAGCAGAGUGUUGCUUCGAACAGUCCGUUGGCAGCAUGCAGCGGCACCGGCAUGUGCCAUUCUUCGUCGAGCUGGGCGGGUUCAUCGGCGUCUCUAGAGGUGCAGUUCCCGUCCAACCAGCUUGUGAUGAACGCCGGCGGCGCGGCGGGUUGUUGGCCAGGAAGCGAGCAGUGUGGCAGCGGGAGCGAGGACAUAUUCGACCAGAGCUGGCUGGAGCUCCUCGCUCGUGCCUGCGACGACGGCGCGGAGUCUGUGCUGUUUCCAGACCUUGAAUUGGGAGACACUACAAGUGGAGUGUGCGAAUAUUCGAUCGAGCGAUAAGAAGGUCCCGUAGGAAUCCGCGUUCUUUCUGCUCUUGGGCGACACCCACUUGUUCUUGACAUCUUCAAUCUUCCUGUCGAGCACAGCAGCGGAUGCCAAGAACGGGUGCUGCAGCAGCUGCGCCGCCGUGCACCGAUCACUGGCUUUCCUGGUCAGGCACCCGGCCAAGAAAUCCUUCGCCUCCGCGGACAGCCACUGGGGCACGUCUGGUACCGCGUCGGUGUACGCGAUCCGAUGCAUCGCCGCGAGAAGAGAAGGUGUUUGGCGUGUGUGCGAUUUGGAUUAGAAACUAGGGAAGGAACACGCGCUCGCGGCGGCGGCGGCGAUGCCCUUUUGUGGAGCUUGACCGACCUUGGCGCUCGGCCUCGUUCUAAACCCGCGUGUAUUUUUAUUUUUUUUUAAGAAUCUAAACCCGCGUGUUGGAAACUAUCCAACCGUGUGAAAUAUGGGAUCACCGGGUCAUUUCUGAGGCGGACAGCCAUUGG
Lolium rigidum is the source of this 1408-nucleotide messenger RNA. Its product is annotated as transcription factor MYB2-like. The coding region runs from base 90 to 923 and encodes 277 amino acids. The transcript has a single exon. The record is from RefSeq and is a predicted model, not a curated record. Gene Ontology annotation, cellular component: nucleus. Gene Ontology annotation, biological process: regulation of DNA-templated transcription. Gene Ontology annotation, molecular function: DNA-binding transcription factor activity; sequence-specific DNA binding. NCBI's taxonomy places the organism in Eukaryota, Viridiplantae, Streptophyta, Magnoliopsida, Poales, Poaceae.